Molecule: messenger RNA, 3269 nt
Organism: Nannospalax galili (Upper Galilee mountains blind mole rat)
Lineage: Eukaryota; Metazoa; Chordata; Mammalia; Rodentia; Spalacidae
Gene: Tmc5
Product: transmembrane channel like 5
Exons: 20
Coding region: 52-3018 (988 amino acids)
Cellular component (GO): plasma membrane
Molecular function (GO): mechanosensitive monoatomic ion channel activity
Source: RefSeq, a predicted model, not a curated record
UCCCCUUGUGACUGAUGUGUUAGCAUGCCUAGGUGAAGGCUCUAUACCAGCAUGUCUUCCUACCAUAGGAAUAUUGGCUACAAAGAGGAUGAUGAUUAUCCUGGCUAUCCAGGGUCUCAGAACUAUACUCAGGGCUAUUUGAAAACUCAGAAUUAUCAAGAAUUUCCAGGUUCUCUGGACAGUCCAAACUCCUACCGCACCAGGAGCAAUCCAUAUUCUUCAGACUCUAGAACAAAUCCAGACUAUCCCGGCUCUCUAGCAGAACCAGACUAUCCAAGAACUCUGAGUAACCCAGAAUAUCCCAACAGCAGGAGUAACCUGAACUCUGCAGAGUCCAGAAGAAGGCCAGACUAUCAUGAGUCUUUACCAGAGCCAGACUAUACUGACUUCCAGAGCAAUCCAUACCAUGCAGGUUCAUCCAGACAGCCUGACUACCUUGGGGCUCAGUCCUAUCCUGGUUUUUCAGGAUCCGGAAGCAGUGGAAACUAUGCAGGCUCCAGAAUCAAUCCAGGUUAUUUGGGAUCCUUGGAAGAACCAGACUACCCAGAAGCUCAAGGCAGCUCCGAUCCUCAUGUCCCCAGAGUCAACUCCAGAAGGGAUGUAGGCUAUGCCAGGUCCAGAAUCAAUCCCCACCUAGACAUGCUGGGGAAGCCUGAUUACCCAGGUGCUGAGAAUCAACCAAACUCUCCCCAUUUUUAUGGAAAUCCAGACUAUCCUGGCGCCGAGGACCUGCAGAAUGCUCCAGACUUUUGGGGAGAACCUGAUUAUCUAGAUGCUAAAGAUGGUCAUGGCUAUGGCUCUUCCAAGACCCCAGAAAUCACCAGGAGGAGCAAUGACCCCUUGAAUGUGCUUGGGAGACAGAAUGAAGAUUACCAUGAAAGCAUAGAAAUGGCAUCCAUGGAGAUGGCAGGUCCACAGGGCCACGUUCUGCCAGGCAAUCCUAGAAAUGGCUAUGUGAAUGCUGCUUAUGUGAGAGGAAAUAGCCCUGAAUGUGCUGAUGGAAGCCUGCUGCUGUCUGAACGUGAUUGGCACAAGUCACCCCAAGGACAAAGGCUGAUUGCAUCCCUGCUUCCCAUGACAUCUAGAGACAGAAUCAAAACCAUCCGGAACCAGCCGAGGACCAUGGAAGAGAAAAGGAAGCUUAGGAAAAUAGUUGACAAGGAAAAAAGUAAACAGUCCCACGGUAUCCUGGGAGCCACUGGCUGUGCUCAGUGUCUGAACUCACUUUCUCUGGCUUACCGCAGAUCCAAAAGCAGCCUUUCUGAGCUUUUCAAUUCUGUCAGCUUGUGGCAAAAGACGCUUAAGGCCAUCGGUGGCAAGUUUGGAACCAGCGUCCUGUCCUACUUCAGCUUUCUGAGGUGGCUCCUGAGGUUCAAUAUUUUCUCAUUUGUGGUGAUCUUCAGCUUCAUCGUCAUCCCCCAGUUCACUGUGGCUGAGAAGAACACACUCCAGUUUACUGGGUUGGAGUUUUUAAGCGGGGCGGGUUAUUUUGGAGACACGGUGAUGUACUAUGGGUUUUACACCAACACCACGAUCCAGCAUGGGACAGGGGCUUCCUACAACAUGCAGCUGGCCUACAUCUUCACAUUCGGAGCCUGCCUGGUCACCUGCUUCUUCAGUCUGCUGUUCAGCAUGGCCAAGUAUUUCCGGAACAACUUCAUCAACCCCCACAUCUACUCCAGAGGGAUUACUAAGCUUGUCUUUUGCUGGGACUUCACUGUUACCCACGAAAAAGCUGUGAAGCUGAAACAGAAGAAUCUGAGCACAGAGAUAAGGGAGAACCUGUCCGAGAUCCUUUUGGAGAAUGCCAGACUUACAUUCCACCAGCAGCUGACCCGUUUCUCUGCUCAUGUGGCUGCCUGGCUUGUCUCUACUGGAGUGGCCGCUGCCUGCUCUGCAGGCGUGUACUUCUUGGCUGAGUAUAACUCUGAGUUCUUGAAGACGCACAGGAACCCUGGGGCAGUGCUGUUACUGCCUUUUGUGGUGUCUUUAAUCAACCUGGUUGUGCCGCGCUUCUAUUCCAUGUUCAGCCUGGUGGAGAAGUACGAGAUGCCCAGACACGAAGUCUACAUCCUCCUCAUCCGGAACAUCCUUCUGAAGAUUUCCAUCGUUGGGAUUCUUUGUUACUAUUGGCUCAACAUUGUGGCUUUGUCUGGUGAAGAGUGCUGGGAGACCCUCAUUGGCCAGGACAUCUACCGGCUCCUCCUCAUGGACUUUGUGUUUUCUUUGGCCGAUUCCUUACUGGGGGAGUUUCUGAGGAGGCUCAUUGGGAUGAAGUUCAUCACAAGCCUUGGCUUACAGGAGUUUGACAUUGCCAGGAACGUUCUAGAACUGAUCUAUGCGCAAACUCUGACCUGGCUCGGAAUUUUCUUCUGCCCUCUGCUACCCUUUAUCCAAAUGAUAACUCUCUUCAUCAUGUUUUAUGUCAAAAAUAUCAGCCUGAUGAUGAACUUCCAGCCUCCAAGCAAAGCCUGGCGGGCCUCGCAGAUGAUAACAGUCUUCAUUUUCUUACUCUUCUUUCCGUCCUUCAUGGGAGUGCUGUGCACUCUAGCCAUCACCAUCUGGAGAUUAAAACCUUCGGCUGACUGUGGCCCCUUCCGUGGUCUGCCUUCCUUCAUUCAAUCCAUCUACAGCUGGAUUGACACCCUCAGCAAGAGGUCUGGCUACCUGUGGGUCGUCUGGAUCUAUCAGAAUCUCAUUGGAAGCGUGCACUUCUUUUUCAUUCUCACCCUCAUUGUCUUAAUCAUCACCUAUCUUUACUGGCAGAUCACAGAGGGAAGGAAGAUCAUGAUCCGGCUGCUCCAUGAACAGAUCAUUAAUGAGGGUAAAGAUAAGAUGUUUCUGAUAGAAAAGUUGAACAAGCUGCAGGAUAUGGAGAAGAGGACCAACCCCAACGCAUUUAUCCUGGAGACGAGAGAGGUGGAGGAACAAAACCCUUUGCAUUUGGUGGAACACGAUGCUUCUCCUGACCUGCGAUUUAGGCGAUCAGUACAAGAAGUGAAUCCAAGGGCUUGCUGAUCACUAGACGCUGUGACAGCCAGACACCAACCAAAAAAGGAAAGAAGAUAAAAUUGGGACAAUUCUAUAACAGCUGGGCCUCAGACCCCUCCCAGAGGUGGAAUCCAAGCCUUGAGUCAUGAGAGGAAACUGACCCAUGACAUGAAUGGCAAUAUAAAAUUGGGCACACUCUCCUCUCUUUCCAACCUGGAUUGCUGAUUUUCUCAAGACAAUAAUAUUUGGAAGUUUUCAAUAAAAAUGGUUUAAAUAUU